Messenger RNA from Salvelinus fontinalis (brook trout), 2600 nucleotides. RefSeq names its product tyrosine-protein kinase ZAP-70-like. The transcript is spliced from 13 exons. Bases 432 to 2363 code for a protein of 643 amino acids. Gene Ontology annotation, molecular function: ATP binding; signaling receptor binding; non-membrane spanning protein tyrosine kinase activity. NCBI's taxonomy places the organism in Eukaryota, Metazoa, Chordata, Actinopteri, Salmoniformes, Salmonidae. Gene Ontology annotation, biological process: cell differentiation; innate immune response; cell surface receptor protein tyrosine kinase signaling pathway. The record is from RefSeq and is a predicted model, not a curated record. Gene Ontology annotation, cellular component: extrinsic component of cytoplasmic side of plasma membrane; cytoplasm.
GCUGGAGGGCCGUGGUCGACAGUUGGAUACAGAAGACUAGGUCAGCUGUGUCAGAUGGUUGUAAAUAUUGAAAUUGUGCAAUUUACUUUUAUUUCUGCCUUUUCAUGAAACAAAAGGUAGUAUAGUAGAAAGGGUUUCAUGUAGCUGAGGUGAGGAAGUAACUUAGUGAAGAUUCCAGGGCUGUAUCAAUCAACCCACAUAGUUUUCCUGAACCCUCACUCGUGCCCUCACUCAGCAGUGCUGAUGCAUAUUCUCUGUCACCUAUACAGAUCGACAGACUCAGCAGCUCUCUGUCUCUGAGUCCAAUCUACUAAGAUCUUCUUUCCUCAGUUCCAGUGAAAUAGUGUAUGAUCUUUAAUCAGGAGCUUCCAGACAUCUCCAACCCUUCCAACUGAGGAGUCUUCCCUCGUACUUCCUGAGAAGAGUCAGACAUGGCGACAGACCCUGCGACAGAACUGCCAUUCUUCUACGGUAGCAUCAGUCGCUCGGAGGCUGAGGAGCACCUGAAGCUGGCAGGCAUGGCCGACGGGCUGUUCCUGCUGCGCCAGUGUUUGCGGAGCCUGGGCGGCUAUGUGGUCUCCCUGGUAUGGGACCUGGACUUCCACCACUACUCUGUGGAGAAACAACUCAAUGGCACCUACUGUAUUGCGGGUGGCAAGCCCCACUGUGGGCCAGCGGAGCUCUGUGAGUUCUACAGUAAGGACUCAGAUGGCCUGGUGUGCAAUCUGAAGAAGCCGUGUCUGCGCUCACCGGAUAACCCCAUUAGAGCAGGCGUAUUUGAUAACCUGAGGGACAACAUGCUGAGGGAGUAUGUACGACAGACAUGGAACCUGGAGGGGGAGGCCAUGGAGCAGGCCAUCAUCAGCCAGGCCCCACAGCUGGAGAAGCUGAUCGCCACCACUGCCCAUGAGAGGAUGCCCUGGUACCACGGCAAGAUCCCUCGCCAGGAGGGGGAGAGGCGACUCUAUUCCAGGGCACAGCCAGACGGAAAGUUCCUAGUCAGAGACAGGGAAGAGUCCGGCACCUUUGCCCUUUCUUUGGUGUACGGAAAAACGGCCUACCAUUACCAGAUCCUACAUGACAAAUCAGGGAAGUACUCCAUGCCAGAGGGAACCAAAUUUGACACUGUGUGGCAGGUAGACUGUUCUCUCUCCUUCAACAAAUUGGUUCAAAUGUUUUAUGUCUGCUACUUCAUGUUUAAGUUUACCACACUCUCCAUCCCUUCUACACUGCAGCUGGUUGAGUAUCUUAAGAUGAAGCCUGAUGGGCUAGUGACAGUUCUGAGGGAACCAUGUGUGAACCGCAACAAUGCCAAACACACUCCGGUUGUGCCCUCCGGGAGGCGGUCCAGAACAAAUAGAUACACACCGCCACCUGGAGUACCUCUGGGGUGCUCCACAGAAGUCAACACUUCGCCCCCCACAGACCGUCAGAUGCUGCCCAUGGACUGCAGUGAAUUUGUCAACCCUUACCAUGACCCCAAUGACCUGAAGAAGUUCUUCAUCAAUAGGGAGCAGCUGAUGAUCGACGAGGUGGAGCUCGGCUCAGGCAACUUUGGCUGUGUCAAGAAAGGAGUCUUCAAGACAAAUAAGGGCCACACUGAUGUGGCCAUCAAGGUGCUGAAGAGUGAGAAUGAGAAGCUGGUGAAAGAUGAGAUGAUGAGGGAGGCGGAGAUCAUGCACCAGCUGAGUAACCCUUACAUCGUCCGCAUGCUGGGGCUCUGCCAGGCUGAGUGCCUGAUGCUGGUGAUGGAGAUGGCUUCUGCUGGGCCACUCAACAAGUUCCUCUCCACCAAUAGGGAUAAGGUCACAGUGGAGAACAUUGUGGGGCUGAUGCACCAGGUGUCUAUGGGAAUGAAGUACCUGGAGGAGAAGAACUUUGUGCACAGAGACCUGGCAGCUCGCAAUGUCUUGCUGGUCAACCAACAGUUCGCCAAGAUCAGUGACUUUGGCCUGUCGAAGGCUUUGGGUGCUGAUAACAACUAUUACAAGGCACGCACAGCAGGAAAAUGGCCGCUGAAGUGGUACGCUCCAGAAUGCAUGAAUUUCCACAAAUUCUCCAGCAAGAGUGAUGUCUGGAGCUUCGGUGUCACCAUGUGGGAAGCCUUUUCUUUUGGAGGGAAACCAUACAAGAAAAUGAAAGGUCCUGAGGUGAUCAGUUUCAUUGCCAGUGGGAGCCGCAUGGAAUGUCCAUCUGGAUGUCCAGAUAAAAUGUAUGCUCUGAUGAAGGACUGCUGGACAUACAAACACGAGGACCGGCCAGGCUUUGUGAAGGUGGAGGAGCGCAUGCGAGGCUUUUAUUACUCUAUAUCCAACAAAACUCUGCCUGAGGGGACCACAGACGCUGCUGAGCCUCUCAAAUAGUCCAGGGACAAGAUACACUCUGUCCCCGUGCCACACAAUGCAUUCUUUGAGAUAGACAAUGAGCCUCUUAUGAACUGGGAACAAGCUGACGGCUUCAGAAACAGGCAGCAACAGCAAACAGCUAAACAAGCCUUAUUGACGCAAAUAUUUGACCCUUCAACAGCCUCAGGACUAAAAUCAGCUGUGAGAAAAAUACAACCAGUGUGUAACAGCUCCACUGUUGUUUAUAUCUCCUUC